Molecule: messenger RNA, 1023 nt
Organism: Closterium sp. NIES-67
Lineage: Eukaryota; Viridiplantae; Streptophyta; Zygnematophyceae; Desmidiales; Closteriaceae
Source: the annotation of a GenBank genome assembly
AUGAGAGAUGGAGAGGAUAGAGGAGAAGGUGGACAGCAGAGGAGGAGAUAAGGAAGGGGAUAUGGAGGUGGUGAGAGACGGUGAUGAGAGAGGUGGAGAGAGGAGGAUGGUUCAUGAUGAGGCAGAUGAAGAUGAAGAUGGAGAGGAGGCAGCAGAUGAAGAGAUGGAGUUUGAGAAGACUGAGGAGCAAGGGAAGGAAGAGGAGGACGAAUAUUAUGAGGAGGAGGAGGAGGCUGAAGGGGAGGAAGAGGAGGGAGUGGAGGGAGAGGAGGGAGAGGAGGGAGAGGAGGGGGGUGAGGGAGAGGAGGGAGAGGAGGGGGAGGAGGAAGAGCAGGGAGAGGAGGGAGAGGAGGAAGAGGAGGAAGAGGAAGAAGAGGAGGAUGUGGAGGAGGAGGGGGAAGAGGAGGAAGAGGAGGAAGAGGAGGAAGUAGUGGAGGAAGAGGACGAGGAGGAGGAAGAGAAGGAAGAGGAAGUAGUAGUGGAGGAAGAAGACGAGGAGGAAAGGGAGGAAGAGGAGGAAGAGGAGGAAGAGGAGGAAGAGGAGGAAGAGGAGGAAGAGGAGGAAGAGGAGGAAGAGGAGGAAGAGGAAGGAAACGAGGAAGAGGAGGAAGGGGAUGAAGUAGAGGAGGAAGAAGAGGACGAGGGGGCAGACGAGGUGAAGGAGGAGGAAGUGGAGGAAGAGGAGGUGGAAGAGGAGGAAGAAGAGGUGGAGGGGGAUGUGGAAGAGGAAGAGGAAGAAGAGGAGGUUAAAGAGGAGCAAAAAACGGUGAUGAGAAACAAAGGGAGCAUUACGACAGAGAUUGUGGCGAAGGGUGAGAAGGAAGGGGGCACAGAGAAGGAGACAUGGAGGCAGCAGCGGAUUGCAGAGGAGGUUGAGAGGCUGAGGGCGAGGCUGAGGGAGAGAGAGAGGGAACUGGCAGUGGAGCGAGAGAGGCUGAGGCAGAAGGAGCUGGAGCUGGAAAGGGAGAGAGGGGGAGGAAAGGAGGUGGCUGUCAUGCCCUAGAAGAAAGAGAGCCGUGGCAG